Messenger RNA from Kalmanozyma brasiliensis GHG001, 2793 nucleotides. Its product is annotated as FAD-binding 8. The coding region runs from base 1 to 2793 and encodes 930 amino acids. NCBI's taxonomy places the organism in Eukaryota, Fungi, Basidiomycota, Ustilaginomycetes, Ustilaginales. Gene Ontology annotation, biological process: iron ion transport; intracellular iron ion homeostasis; copper ion import. The record is from RefSeq and is a predicted model, not a curated record. The transcript is spliced from 3 exons. Gene Ontology annotation, molecular function: ferric-chelate reductase activity. Gene Ontology annotation, cellular component: plasma membrane.
AUGAUCACGCCUCCAUGGAAGCUGGACGACUUUGCAUGGGAGCAUAUCGCGCGUCUACCCGACGAUGAAAAGGAAUACGGCUUGGCGACAUUUCAGCAUUACUACUACAACUCGUACAAAGUUCCAUGCGUCGCUACAUUUCUCAUAUGGGCAUGCUUCCUUACACUCGGCCUAGCCUCGGGGUUGAGCGCAUUCAUCCAGCACUUCUUCCCUCAUCAACAUCAUGUGAUAACACGAAGGGCAGGUUGGUGGAGGGUCAACGUCUCAGAGCAUCCGCUCGUCUCUGAAAAGCAUUCACAAGCCGUCGCUUGCGGCAAAGGGAGCUUUGCCUGGUUGACCGUUCACCUCCCGCUUCGCCUCGAAGCCGCACUUUUGGUCGUCAUGCUGGCCCUCAAUGUCGUCCCGCUCUGCACAUUCUACUCGCUCUACGUCGGACACAAUACCUACUUUGUCGGCACAGACUCGGUCAGUCGCCGUUCGCAGGUCCUUCGCCAUGUCGCCAACAGAUGCGCCACGCUGGGGAUAGGGCAGCUGCCCAUGUUGAUCUUGCUGGCGAGUAAGAGGACACCCGUGGCGCUGCUCAGCCAGCUAUCGAUGAGCGCGAUGAUGCUGUUCCAUAGGUGGAUCGCCCGGAUGUGCUAUCUGCACAUCAUCAUUCACAUUCUAUGCAACGCGCUCAUCUUUCACUUCAGCAUCGGCUUUGCCGAGAGUCUGAAGCAGCCGCCAGUGCAAGUGGGGACUGUCGCCACCGUGAUGCUUUUUGGACUGGUGUUCCUGUCACUCAGGACACUCCGCAAGAAUCACUACGAGGUAUUCGUGUUCCUCCAUAUCAGCAUGGCCCUGACUAUGCUGGUCUGCAUCUAUCUUCACAUCAAGCUCCUGCACCAAGGCAGACUCGGACUGCAGAUGUUCGUCAUCGAGCUGACCGCCGGCUUUUGGGCUUUCGACCGGGCGAUCCGACUCGUGGGUCGAGUCGUCAUGUCAAUCUCCUGGCGAUACGCCGAUGGAGCGGGCACCACUCGCAAAGCCGAGUUGACAUCGUAUGGCGAUGGUGCGUACAUUCGUGUGAGAAUCCAAGUUCCGCUCUCGCGACUUCGUCUUCCUCCCAGCGCGACGACCUCUCUGACCGGGUCUUGGAUCGACCUCGAAGACGAGAGCAAGGGGCGCGGCGGUCGCAGAGUGAACUCUCCAUCCAAUGCCUCACUGCUGGACUUCGCUCGGAUCGGUGCCGGUGAUGAUAUCCGCAUCUCUGUACCCCGUCUGCAGUGGGUGGGCGACCAUCCGUUCUCGGUCUUUGCCGUGGGACGGUGCAAGAACGGACGGCGGGGAAUGGGCUUCGUCGACCUCAUUGUUCAGCGUCAGUCGGGUCUGACGCAGAAACUAUCUGACCUGGCGGAAGAGCUCGGCACACCUGCGGCCCACUUUGACGGAAGUGCACGCGAUGCGUAUGCGCAAUCUGCGACACAUCAGAAGGGCAAGCGUGUCAGGGUGGUGGUCGACGGCCCGUUUGGUCGAAGCCCGUCCCUCGAGGGUGCACAACACGCCGUGUUGGUCGCGGGCGGUAUCGCUAUCACCUUUUGCUACCCGCUACUGGUCAAAGCGGCCAGAGGUGACUUCGGCAGCCUCGAGACGUGCAAGCUCGUUUGGAUCGUGCGCAACGAAGCCAUUCUGGAUGUGCUCCGCGAUAGUCUGCCCGAGCUGCUGGAGGAGAUCAGCCUCCAAGGCAAUCGUCGCUGCCAACUCUCGAUCGACAUCUACGUGACUUACAAAGCGAAACCUUCAAGCAACGAGUCAUCGACAACUUUGGUGGGGUCAGCCAAGCAGAAGCUGCCCUCCAAACUCGCUCCGACCUGGCACUUGCCCAUCUUCUUGCCACGGUCCCAGUCUUCGUCCUCUACCGACACGUUCGUGUGUGUGGAGCGCUCUCCGAGUACGAGAUCUGUCGGUCAAUCUCCAUCCGAGGUCAAGCUGUGGCCUGGUAUCAAGUACAAGCAAGAGAAGGAGCUCGAUCUGGUGCCUGUCUUGACGAGAAGCCGCUCCCCUUCCAGACCCUCUCCAAUUCAGCACAGUAAGGCUGUCGCUGCCGGUACGGGGAUCGAUGUAACGUUCUCGUUCGACAACAGGUACUCGCCAGUGGAGUCCAGCGAAGGAGGAUCCGCCGCUCACAGGGACUCAACACAUUGGUCCUGUAGCUUCUCUCCGUCGCGGAGGUCGUCGACAAGAUCAGCGGACUCGGGUGACACGCCUUCGCAGACGGAUUUGUCCACCCUGGUAGCACCCGAGCCGUCCUUCAGCUGGCGCGCAGGGCUCGCUGGUUCUGAUCGAAGCAAGGAGAGUCUGGAUCAGGCCCUCGUCUGCAAGCUCACACGAAGCGAGUUUCUGGAUGCCAGCCCGGCCCCGCAUUCUUGCGAGGUGACUUCGGAUACUAGUGAUCAGUUCGCAGAAGAUCGCAGACGAGGCGGCCUAUCCUGCCCGAGAUCCGGUCAGCUGAGCGCGCAUCCGCUCUGGACGCCUCAGAGUGCGACUCAUCACCGAUUCCACUCGCCUCAAGACGUUCUUGCGGAAACGGACGCAGCCGCUCUGAUCGAGAUUCGACGCUUCAGUGGUAGACCACGCUCAAUGGCACUCGUCCAUCAGCAUAUCACCGACCAUGCAGACGGACAGUUCGCGGGAAGGACCGUCUUCGCGACAUGUGGACCCGCUGCCAUGUGCGACUCGGUCCGUGCCGAGGUCGUGUCGCUGCUGAAGCAAGGAAGGGAUGUGUCACUGGUCGAGGACUGCUUCAACUGGUGA